CUCUCAGGCUCAAGAUCCACGUGACAUCCAGGUACCUCCGGUAAAGUGCCGGGUCAACCCGUUCCGUUAAAACCUCAAUUCGACCUUGGAAAGCUCAGCAACGUCACUAACAGCCACCCCACGUCCAUCCCCUCAUCCACAAUGGCGUCGCGUCUGGCCAGAACUGCUGUCGGGGCUGCCCGCCUCCGGCCCAGCGUCGUCCCCCGCGUCCUUCCCGCGCUGAGCACCGUUGCCAGCCCCCGCUACACGUCCGGUGUUCCCUCCGAGGACCCCAAGACCAAGGCCCAGUCCAUCAUCGACUCCCUUCCCGGCAGCAACCUCAUGUCCAAGACCGCCAUCCUCUCCUCCGCCGCCGGUCUUUCCAUCUACGCCCUCUCCAACGAGUACUAUGUCGUGAACGAGGAGACCGUCGUCGCCUUCUGCUUGCUCUCCGUCUGGGGUGGUCUCAUCAAGUUCGGUGGUCCCCUCUACAAGGAGUGGGCCGAUGCGCAGAGCAACAAGAUCAAGAACAUCUUGAACUCUGCCCGCGCCGACCACACUCAGGCCGUCAAGACCCGCAUCUCGGACGUCCAGCAGAUGUCUGGUGUCAUCGACUACACCAAGACUCUCUUCGCUGUUUCCAAGGUAGGCGCUACCAGGAUGGGAAUUGGGACGCAUGGGAUGCAGGUGGUGCAACAGGUGGAUGGGAGGACGCGAUAGGAAAAGGUGCUGGGGAAACAAGGGGAAUGACAGAGGCUGACAUGGCUUCUAGGAAACCGCCAAGCUUGAGGCUGAGGCCUAUGAGCUCGAGCAGCGCACCGCUCUCGCCGCUGAGGCCAAGACUGUCCUCGACUCCUGGGUCCGCUACGAGAGCCAGGUCAAGCAGCGCCAGCAGAAGGAGCUCGCCCAGACCGUUAUCGCCAAGGUCCAAAAGGAGCUCGAGAACCCCAAGGUCCUCAAGCAGAUCCUCGACCAGUCCGUUGCUGACGUUGAGAGUUCGUUACCCCCCAUCCCCGAACAUGUGAAAAUGAUUGGAAACAUACUGACAUCUUUACACAGAGAUCGUCUCCAAGGCUUAAAUA
Molecule: messenger RNA, 1061 nt
Organism: Neurospora tetraspora
Lineage: Eukaryota; Fungi; Ascomycota; Sordariomycetes; Sordariales; Sordariaceae
Exons: 2
Coding region: 142-699 (185 amino acids)
Biological process (GO): proton motive force-driven ATP synthesis
Molecular function (GO): proton-transporting ATP synthase activity, rotational mechanism
Source: RefSeq, a predicted model, not a curated record